AUGGAGGAAAUGGACGACACUGAAACCGAAUCACAGGUUUACAUGGCUUGCAUUCAGCACGGUCGCCGAGUUGGAGUUGCUUACUACGACUGCAGUGUACGCCAGCUUCAUGUGCUUGAAGUUUGGGAGGAAGACUGCUCAGAUUUUGCCUUGAUCAAUAUGGUCAAAUAUCAAGCAAAGCCAUUGGUCAUCUUCACAAGCACCAAAAGUGAAGAGUCCUUUGUAUCUGCUCUGCAGCAGAGUGAUGGAACUGACGAGAAAACCAUGGUGCGCCCGGUAAAGAGCUCAACAUUCAGCUACGAGCAAGCGUGGCACAGGCUGGUAUAUCUUCGAGUAACAGGAAUGGAUGAAGGGUUGAACAUCAAAGAAAGGAUUUGUUAUCUGAGUUCGAUGAUGGAUGUAGGCAGUGAAGUCCAAGUUCGUGUUAGUGGGGGUCUUCUUGCUAUAUUAGAAAGUGAACGAAUUGUAGAAACCCUGGAACAAAAUGAAUCUGGGACUGCGUCGAUUGCAAUUGAUUCAGUCAUGGAAGUACCAUUGAACAAAUUUCUUAAACUUGAUGCGGCUGCUCACGAGGCACUGCAGAUAUUUCAAUCAGAUAAACAUCCAAGCCAUAUGGGCAUUGGCCGGGCUAAAGAAGGGUUUUCGGUGUUUGGGAUGAUGAAUAAGUGUGCCACGCCAAUGGGUAGACGCCUUUUAAGAAGCUGGUUUAUGAGGCCGAUCCUAGAUCUUGAAGUUUUAGACCGCCGUCUCAAUGCUAUUUCCUUUUUCAUUUCUUCGGUAGAGCUGAUGACAUCUUUGAGGGAGACACUGAAAUCUGUGAAGGACAUUUCUCAUUUGCUUAAGAAAUUCAACUCCCCGACGUCCCUUUGUACCAGUAAUGAUUGGACGGCUUUUAUGAAGAGUAUAAGUGCGCUCUUGCACGUGAACAAGAUAUUUGAAGUUGGAGUCUCAGAAAGUCUCCGAGAGCAUAUGAGACGCUUCAACUUAGACAUUAUUGAGAAGGCGGGCUUAUGUAUCAGCACAGAGUUAGAUUAUGUAUAUGAACUGGUAAUUGGAGUCAUUGAUGUAACUAGAAGCAAAGAGAAGGGUUAUCAAACAUUGGUGAAAGAGGGAUUCUGUGCUGAGUUGGAUGAACUGAGGCAAAUAUACGAGGAGUUGCCGGAGUUUCUGCAGGAGGUUUCAUCAAUGGAGUUAGAACAGUUUUCUCACCUACAUCAGGAAAAGCUCCCUCCUUGUAUCGUCUAUAUUCAACAAAUUGGGUACCUCAUGUGCAUUUUUGGAGAAAAACUCGAUGAAACAGCACUUAACAGGCUUACCGAAUUUGAAUUUGCGUUCUCUGAUCUGGAUGGAGACAGUCAGCGAUUCUAUUAUCAUACUCCAAAGACAAGAGAGUUAGACAACCUUCUUGGAGAUAUCUAUCAUAAAAUUUUAGAUAUGGAGAGAGCAAUUAUUAGGGACUUGCUAUCACACACACUUAUAUUCUCGGCUCACCUAUUGAAGGCAGUUAACUUUGUUGCAGAACUUGAUUGCAUUUUAUCGUUGGCUUGUGUCGCCCAUCAGAAUAACUACGUAAGGCCUGUUCUGACAAUGGAAUCAUUGCUUGAUAUUCGAAAUGGAAGGCAUGUUCUGCAGGAAAUGGCGGUGGAUACAUUUAUCCCUAACGACACUGAAAUCAAUGAUAACAGUCGAAUUCAUAUCAUUACCGGUCCUAAUUACUCAGGAAAGAGCAUAUAUGUAAAGCAGGUGGCUUUAAUUGUUUUCUUAUCCCAUAUUGGAAGCUUUGUACCAGCAGAUGCAGCAACUGUUGGUUUAACUGACAGGAUCUUCUGUGCAAUGGGAAGCAAGUUCAUGACCGCGGAGCAAUCUACAUUUAUGAUAGAUCUACAUCAAGUAGGAAUGAUGCUAAGGCAGGCAACUUCAAGAUCUCUGUGUCUCUUAGAUGAGUUCGGUAAAGGCACUCUUACAGAAGAUGGUAUUGGCUUGCUUGGUGGGACAAUUAGUCACUUUGCUACAUGUAAUGAGCCACCAAGGGUUCUAGUAUGCACACACUUGACUGAACUUCUUAACGAGAGCUGCUUGCCGGUCUCUGAGAAGAUUAAAUUCUAUACAAUGAGCGUUCUAAGGCCAGAGACAGAAUCUGCAAACAUGGAAGAAAUCGUUUUUCUUUAUCGGUUAAUCCCGGGACAAACGUUGCUGAGCUAUGGUCUGCAUUGUGCACUACUCGCUGGUGUUCCGGAGGAAGUCGUGAAGAGAGCAGCCAUCGUGUUGGAUGCCUUUGAGAGUAACCACAACAUCGAUAAACUAAACCUUGACAACAUAUCGUCUCAAGAUCAAGCAUUCAAGGAUGCAGUUGACAAGUUUCUGGAGUUGGACAUCAGUAAAGGUGACAUCCGUGCCUUCUUCCAAGGCAUAUUCAUUUCUUGAACCGUAUACAAACUCGGUUCACUACUUGCAAACUACUUGUU
Messenger RNA from Eutrema salsugineum, 2465 nucleotides. RefSeq names its product DNA mismatch repair protein MSH5. Gene Ontology annotation, biological process: mismatch repair; chiasma assembly. The record is from RefSeq and is a predicted model, not a curated record. The coding region runs from base 1 to 2424 and encodes 807 amino acids. Gene Ontology annotation, cellular component: nucleus. NCBI's taxonomy places the organism in Eukaryota, Viridiplantae, Streptophyta, Magnoliopsida, Brassicales, Brassicaceae. Gene Ontology annotation, molecular function: ATP-dependent DNA damage sensor activity; mismatched DNA binding; ATP binding. The transcript has 34 exons.